UAUUUGUGUCGAGGAUGAAGCAUCCUCAGUUCCUCACUUACCAAUUCAAGACAAUAGGCUACAUUUGGAAGGUGCGCCACGUGAAAAAGUGUUUGUAAACAUUCCAACACAGAACUCCAUUCAAGAUGAGGUCCAAGCGAGAUUACACCAUUUGGCCACAGAUCUAUGCCUCGGCAACAGUGUGUAUAUGUGGGAUGUGUGCAGGGACCUUUUUUGCCUUCUCUUCGGUGGCAAUUCCACUGUUGAAGAAAACAGAAGAAGGCGACGUUGGGAUCAGUUCCAACGAGGGAUCAUGGAUUGUCAGCUUGUUCUAUAUUGGAACCGUUUUGGGAUCCCUCGUUGCAGGGACCAUGAACGACAGAAUCGGCGCCAAGAAAAUGUGCCUCAUAAUGGCGCCCACAGUGAUUUUCAAUUGGGCUCUAACUGCUCUUUCGACGGAUCUCAAUACCCUUUUAGCCUCUCGGGUUAUAUCUGGAAUGUGCUAUGGGAUAUUCUUGGCAUUGGUAAAGGUAUACAACGCAGAAAUCAGCCACCCAGACCUUAGAGGAACAACCAGUGCCUUCUACCCUACGUUUCUCUCAGGAGGAUUGCUCUACGGGUUCAUCCUCGGCUACGUCUUCAAGGAUGUGCGACUGAUAUCCGUCUUCCUCUCUUUUCCCGCUGUUCUUUAUCUGGUGAUGAGCCUUUUCAUUCCGGAUUCUCCAUACUGGUUGGUUCAAAAGGGUCAUUUCGAAGAAGCACGCCAAGCUCUGCAAUGGCUUCGAGGGUCGUCUUGUGAUAUUUCAGCUGAGUUUGGUGACAUCAUCGCUAAAAGGCAACUCAGAGAAGCCAUGAACCCUGGGUGGAAGCAUCACUUGACCUCUCCAGACUUUUUAAAACCCAUGCUCAAGGUUGGAACAAUAAUGGCCUUGGUGGAACUCGGAGGGCCCAAUCUUCUAUCUCAGUACAUGGUGACCAUCUUUGAGGAAUCUGGCUCGUCUGUGGACCCGACUUUGGCUCCCAUUUUUGUAUCAAGCACACGGAUGAUUCUUGGCUGCUUCAGUGCCAUUUUAUUGAGGUUCUGUCCACGAAGAAAACUUGUUCUCGUGGCCUUGUUUUUGGUCAUGGGCAGUUUCUGCUCCUUGGGAGCGUUCAGCUUCAACAAGCAACAACACUCCGAUGUAAUACUGAACAAGCAAGAAUCGCGGAACCUCGCUGUAUUUGGCUUUGACUUAGAUCAGGCCAUUCUGGAUCAUGACGAGGCCGUCCUCAUUCACGAUGCGUUUGUGGAGGCCUAUGGCUGGAUUCCUAUGUUAAGUGUCAUGGUGGUUCAGGUCUGUGAGACCGUGGCCUUGGUCCCAGUUCUUCAUUUAGCCCUACCUGCUGAGAGCUUUCCUACCGACGUUCGUGCCAUUGGAUGUGGGUUUUGCGGCAUUGUCAUUGCUUUUACCCGAUUUUGCAUCCUCAAGACUUUCCCCGUUCUGAUUGACGUGUGCUAUUUUCACACAGUAAUUUGGGGAUUUGCCGGGGUCAUAUUUGUAUUACAAGUGUUUGUCUAUUUCGUCGUGCCAGAAAACAAAGGCCAAAGUCUAGUUCAGACCGAGGACAAAAUGAGUAAACACACCUCAACUCUU
Messenger RNA from Tigriopus californicus, 1613 nucleotides. Its product is annotated as facilitated trehalose transporter Tret1-like. Gene Ontology annotation, cellular component: membrane. The record is from RefSeq and is a predicted model, not a curated record. Gene Ontology annotation, molecular function: transmembrane transporter activity. Gene Ontology annotation, biological process: transmembrane transport. Lineage: Eukaryota; Metazoa; Arthropoda; Copepoda; Harpacticoida; Harpacticidae.